Molecule: messenger RNA, 2696 nt
Organism: Bradysia coprophila
Lineage: Eukaryota; Metazoa; Arthropoda; Insecta; Diptera; Sciaridae
Gene: Cdc5
Product: cell division cycle protein 21
Biological process (GO): regulation of transcription by RNA polymerase II; mRNA splicing, via spliceosome
Cellular component (GO): Prp19 complex; spliceosomal complex
Molecular function (GO): DNA-binding transcription factor activity, RNA polymerase II-specific; RNA polymerase II transcription regulatory region sequence-specific DNA binding
Source: RefSeq, a predicted model, not a curated record
AUAGACUUCAUCCACUUCAAACGUUUGCAAUAGAGAUUGACAUUUUUAUUUACUUUUUGGAUCGCAAAGUGAGGUGUUAAAAUCUAUUUUAUUCAAUUGACCUCUUGAUUCUCUUGUAAAAAAUAUAAAUUUAGUCAGACAUCAAAACAACAAGUGAAAAUGCCUCGUAUUAUGAUAAAGGGUGGUGUGUGGAGGAACACCGAAGAUGAAAUCCUCAAAGCGGCGGUGAUGAAAUAUGGCAAAAAUCAGUGGAGUCGAAUCGCCUCACUGUUACAUCGAAAGUCAGCGAAACAGUGCAAAGCUCGUUGGUAUGAGUGGCUGGAUCCGAGUAUCAAGAAGACGGAAUGGUCAAGAGAAGAAGAUGAAAAGUUGCUUCACUUGGCUAAGCUUAUGCCGACACAAUGGCGAACUAUUGCACCAAUUAUUGGACGAACUGCUGCACAGUGCUUGGAAAGAUACGAAUAUUUACUUGACCAGGCCCAGCGAAAAGAAGAUGGAGACGAUACCAUUGACGACCCUCGUAAACUUAAGCCCGGAGAAAUCGAUCCGAAUCCAGAAACCAAACCAGCUCGACCAGAUCCAAAGGACAUGGACGAAGACGAGUUGGAGAUGUUGUCUGAAGCUAGAGCAAGACUGGCCAAUACGCAGGGUAAAAAGGCGAAACGCAAAGCUCGUGAAAAACAAUUGGAAGAAGCAAGACGUUUGGCAGCCUUGCAAAAACGUCGUGAAUUGCGUGCUGCUGGUAUUGGCUGCGGAAAUCGGAGACGACUCAAAGGAAUCGACUACAAUUCCGAGGUACCAUUCGAAAAAACGCCGGCGUUAGGUUUCUAUGACACUACCGAAGAGCAUGUGGAGAAAUUGGAACCCGACUUCAAUAAGAUGCGCCAGCAAGAUCUUGACGGUGAACUGAGAACGGAGAAAGAGGAACGAGAACGGAAAAAGGACAAAGCAAAAUUGAAGGCGAGAAAGGAAAACGAUGUUCCGAUGGCUAUGCUUCAGAAUCAAGAACCAGCUAAGAAACGCUCCAAAUUGGUUCUUCCCGAACCUCAGAUAUCCGAUCAGGAAUUACAGCAAGUGGUAAAAUUAGGUCGUGCCAGUGAAAUUGCUAAAGAAGUCGCUUCCGAAAGUGGAAUAGAAACAACUGACGCUCUAUUAGCCGACUACAGCAUAACACCACAAAUUGCAGCAACACCAAGAACACCGGCACCGUUCACCGAUCGUGUUAUGCAAGAAGCUCAGGCGAUAAUGGCGUUGUCACAUGUUGACACUCCUCUAAAAGGUGGAGUCAACACACCUUUGAUUCAGACGGAUUUCAGUGGUGCAUUGCCUCAAAAUUUACAAAUGGCAACACCAAACACAGUUUUGGCGACUCCAUUCAGAUCUACUCGAGCGGACGGAUCGGCAACACCGGGAUUUCUCACACCCAGUUCUGGAGCAGUUGUCCCAAUGGGUCAAUCUGGUGCAGCUAAUCCAUCGUAUACGCCGUCAUUCGUUCGAGAUAAGCUUAACAUCAAUCCAGAUGACAGUAUGUCUGUCACAGAGACUCCUGCAGCCUAUAAAAAUUAUCAAAAGCAGUUGAAGGGAUCGUUACGCGAUGGUCUUGCUUCACUUCCAGCUCCUCGUAAUGAUUACGAAAUCGUUGUGCCGGAAGACGAAGACGGUAACGUUGAAAUGACGGACGUUAGUGCCGUAGUUGAGGAUCAGGCAGAUGUUGAUGCAAGAUUUGUUGCCGAAGAAAAAGCAAAACGUGCUGCCGAACUUGCACGUCGUUCACAGGUUGUCCAAAGGGACCUCCCUCGACCAAUGGACAUAAAUACAACUAUUCUGCGACCACCCGGUGAAAUGAAUAAUUUAACUGAUCUACAGAAGGCGGAGGAGCUCAUCAAACAAGAAAUGGUGACGAUGUUACAUUACGAUGGCUACCACAAUCCGAUCGUUGCGCCAGCUCAACUGAAAAAGCAAACGUCGCUGCAACAGCUACAAGCUUACUUGGAUCACAAUUCCUAUGAUGAAUUCAACGAUCGUGACUUGAACAAGGCAAAGCAAUUGCUGAAUGAUGAAAUGCUUGUAGUUAAGAACGGUAUGGCUCACGGUGAUCUGUCCAUCGAAAGUUAUUCGCAGGUGUGGAAGGAGUGUUUAGCACAGGUGUUAUAUUUGCCAAGCCAAAAUCGAUAUACGCGGGCGAAUUUGGCGAGUAAAAAGGAUCGCUUCGAAUCGGCAGAAAAGAAGCUCGAACAAAACCGAAAGCAUAUGGCACGCGAAGCGAAGCGAUGCGGUAAAGUCGAAAAGAAACUAAAAGUUUUAACUGGCGGAUAUCAGGCUCGAGCACAGGCGCUGAUAAAACAGUUGGAAGACACGUAUGAGCAGAUUGAACAGAAUAAUUUGGCACUGUCCACUUUCAAGUUCUUAGCUGAUCAAGAAGAUCUGGCCGUUCCCCGAAGAUUAGAGUCAUUAAAUGAGGAUGUGGCCCGUCAAAUGGAUCGAGAGAAACAAUUGCAAGGAAAGUACGCCUUUCUUCUGGCAGAAUUAAAUGAACUGAAAGUUACGAACGAACCAUCAACAUCUGAAACCAACGGACAAAAGAUCGAUGAAGACAUUGAAAUGUAAAGAAUGAUUUAUUAUUGCACAGACGACCUCUUCUCUCCGGAAAGACGUUGCUGAAUAAGUGAAUAAAAUUGAAAUUAUGACAAGCCCAA